This is a messenger RNA of Prorocentrum cordatum, 390 nucleotides long. The record is from the annotation of a GenBank genome assembly. NCBI's taxonomy places the organism in Eukaryota, Dinophyceae, Prorocentrales, Prorocentraceae.
GAGCCGGGGGCGUCGCGCGCCGACGGGGACGCCGCGAGGCUCGCGUCGCUGGCCUUCCUGCGGCAGUACGUGCCCCGCGAGGUGCUGGAAGAGGAGGCGCUGCCGCGCCUGCUGCCGGGGCCGGGCGGCGCGGUGCGCGUGCUGAGCGCGGCGCUGGCGCCGCGGGGCGAGGAGCCGGCGCUGCCGGCGCCACCGAAGCCGCGCCCCAGCCUGGACGAGCUGCUGGCGGACGCCGACUUCUGCCCGAGCGCCCGCCCGUGGGCGGGGGCGGACGUGGAGAGCGACCCGCUCGCGCAGCACGAGCUCACGUCCGUGUUUCUGGUCAACGAGGCCGCGGGGUGCGCCUUGGCCUUCCACUGCCUGCAGGCCGUCGAUCCCUGCGCGGCGUGA